UCCCUCUCUAAAUCUUUGCCACAACCACUUAUAUAUCCCACAUCACCAAUGAAAAAAUAAUCUUCUUCUCCUUCAAGCUGUGAAAGAGAAAGAGAGAGGAGAGAUGUCUACUGAUUGGGGACCGGUGAUCGUUGCGGUGAUCCUCUUCAUCCUCCUUUCUCCAGGCCUCCUGUUCCAGCUGCCGGCGAGGGCAAGGGUGGUGGAGUUUGGGAAUAUGAGCACCAGUGGGAUCUCAAUUCUGGUUCAUAGCAUUCUAUUCUUUUGUCUAUUAACCAUCCUGGUCAUUGCGAUUGGUAUACAUGUGCAUGCUGCUUGAUCCAAGACGAGCAAGAGUUCACCACCAUCUUGGUCCGGAUUUUUUUUUUUUAAAUGUACUUGUGUUACUAUGGUUUAUAGAGCAUUUGUGUUUUGAUAAAGUUAAGGCUUCCAUUUUAAAACGCAAUUUACUUGCGUUCACAAGUUCAUGGUAGUCUGUCAUUGUGGUUGAUGAAUUGAUGAACACUUGAUGCCAAA
Molecule: messenger RNA, 513 nt
Organism: Elaeis guineensis (African oil palm)
Lineage: Eukaryota; Viridiplantae; Streptophyta; Magnoliopsida; Arecales; Arecaceae
Source: RefSeq, a predicted model, not a curated record